Molecule: messenger RNA, 1191 nt
Organism: Capronia coronata CBS 617.96
Lineage: Eukaryota; Fungi; Ascomycota; Eurotiomycetes; Chaetothyriales; Herpotrichiellaceae
Exons: 1
Coding region: 1-1191 (396 amino acids)
Biological process (GO): positive regulation of transcription from RNA polymerase II promoter by glucose
Cellular component (GO): nucleus
Molecular function (GO): sequence-specific DNA binding
Source: RefSeq, a predicted model, not a curated record
AUGGCUCCAAAUACCAUCUCCGCCCUCGGUAUGGCGCUCAACGGCAAAUCCGCCUGCGUCGAUAUUCCAAAGCCGCGCGAGGCCACGCAGGGCCGGGACAACUUUACUGUUGCACCGGCUGCUUCCUCCAAGAAGCAUCCUGGCAUGCUACCCACUCCUCCCAACUCCAUCUCCCCUAAUCUUCCGCCUCAUGGCCGUCGCCCGAGCGAUCAUCAUGGCCCCAUGUCGCCGAAAAGUACUCAGCUGGAUUCGGAUAUUGAUUUGCAAGAUGCUCCUGGCAACCCGCAACCGACCGCGCUGAGCGCCGAGGCUCUGGAUAGCUUGGGUGACUUGGACAACGCCGGGGCUAUUACCCCCGGCAUGUUGGCCAAGCAUCAUUUGCCUGAUAUCCUUUUGUCUCAUGGUCCUCUCGCCAUCCGGCACAUCAUGGGCUACCUGACAACCUCGGUGCCGGGUUUUUCACGCAUCACUUCCGCCAAAGCCCGUCGCUUGGUUGUCGCCGCGCUUGAAGGCAAGGGUGGUGGUCCGGAAAAUACGGGCCGCGACGGCGAUGUCAUUUUCGAGAAGGUUGGCUGGGGAAGAUGGGAUGCUCGUCUCAAGGGUCACCCACCAAGAGAGCGUCAAGGGUCUGCCAUGACUCCCCCAGGCAGUCUGCCAUCGUCUUACUCCCAAAUCGGACUGCAAGUACCCGGCCAACGGUCCUGGCGUACCGCGUCCGACAAUUACGGGACCAGCUACACCGGAAAUUCCGCCAUCUUUUCUCACUCGGAAAUGGAAUACGAGGACCAAGAUAUGCUGGAACACGAAGCCGACAAGAUGUCUUUAGAUGGCAACGAAGACGGCUAUGUGUCGUCCGUCGCCCCCGAACCUCUUGACGUGGAUCUCGGAGACGGAGAGAUCACUGACGAGGAAGAUUGGGCUAGCAUCGGCGCUGAGGCACUUCGUGCAAGAUCACUUCCCAACGCUGCCCGGUCUAUUCCUGGGACUGGCCGUCUCUAUCAACCCAUCGCGACUUACUCAUAUCAGCCGAGAUAUCGAUCCAAGACUCCCGCUGAGAUCGCUCACACCGCCCCAAGCGACCCUAAGCCUGUUAACCCUCCCCACUCGUUCUCGAUGCCCAAUGGCGCUGGCGUCAACAACUCCCAGGAAAGAGCUGCUAUUGAGGCACUCUUGAGUCUUGGGUCGAUGUAA